Molecule: messenger RNA, 1992 nt
Organism: Neoarthrinium moseri
Lineage: Eukaryota; Fungi; Ascomycota; Sordariomycetes; Amphisphaeriales; Apiosporaceae
Exons: 2
Coding region: 1-1992 (663 amino acids)
Source: RefSeq, a predicted model, not a curated record
AUGGACCAGGAAAAGAACAAGGCAAAGAAGCCUGCCGACGACCCUCUCCGGCGCCCGCUCUACAUCUACGAUCUGCCUCCCCAAGUGUUGGAAACCCUGACGCUUGCCUCGACCGUCCGAGGUUCCCUACCCGUAGUCUCAGAAGAUGGCUCCUCGGCACCCUCGGAAUCAUUAUCGCGCGCGUCGCCCUCCGAAAACCUGACCGGUGGGUCGCAAGCCUGCUCGCUGUGCGGCCUCUCCUUCCCGACAGUUCUCGACCAGCGUGGCCACCUGAAGUCCGACCUUCACCAUUACAACCUCAAGCAGAAGCUACGCGGGAACAAGCCGGUUUCCGAAGUUGAGUUUGAGAAGCUUAUUGGGGACCUGGACGAGAGUCUGUCCGGCUCUGAUUCCGACGAGUCCGAGGAUGACGAAGACGAGAAGCGGGACAGCACGCUCACCUCGCUACUGAGGAAGCAGGCCACGCUCGCAGAGAAGAACAGCAGAAACGCAGGGGGCGAUGGAGAACAAGACGGUCUUUCCAACCGGAGGCAGAGGGGCGGCGGCAAGGCGCCGCUGAUCUGGUUCAACUCGCCUGUACUACCGGUAAACACCUAUUUUGGAGCCUACCGCGCAAUAUUCAAACCUGAGGAGGCAAAUCAAGAAGCUGGGCUUGUGGAAGUUAUCAAGAAGAAGCAGCUCGAGCCCAUCGCCGCACCCAAACCCACUGCAAACGGAGAGGCCGCGCCGGCUGCCUACAAAGGGCCGCACAUAUUCCUGUGCAUGAUCGGAGGUGGUCAUUUUGCGGCUAUGGUGGUGUCCCUGGCCCCGCGCCAGACCAAACAUGCAUCUACUGGACCUCUGAACAGAGAAGCCACUGUGCUGGCCCACAAGACUUUCCACAGGUAUACUACGAGGAGGAAACAGGGUGGCUCUCAGUCGGCGAACGACAACGCAAAGGGGAACGCACAUUCCGCAGGUUCUAGCAUCCGUCGGUACAAUGAGCAGGCCCUGAUUGACGAGGUCCGGUUGCUGCUACACGAGUGGAAGGGGUUGCUCGAUACAUCUGAGCUACUAUUCAUCAGAGCGACAGGGUCAACCAACCGGAGGACACUCUUCGGACCGUACGAGGACCAGGUCCUCAGGGCUAACGACCCCAGGAUACGAGGGUUCCCUUUCAGCACCAGGCGGGCGACCCAAAACGAGCUAAUGCGGUCCUUCAUCGAGCUCACACGCUUGAAAGUCCGCGAGAUCGACCCGGAGGCCGAGAAGGCUCAGGCAGAGACGCCGGCAAAAGUUCCGACGCCGAAGCCUGUCAAACCUGCCGCGCCAAAGCUGUCCGAGGAGGAGGAAACAGCACUGCUUCACACAUCACAACUACAGGCCUUUAUCCGAAGAUCGAAACUUCCAGCCCUCCUGUCGUACCUCAAGAACAACGACGUGCCCGCCGAUUUCCUAUUCCACCCCGUAGAGUCGCAGCAGAACCACCACGCUCCUACGUGCCUCCAUCUUUCUGCCAGCCAAAACUCGGCACCCCUAGUGUCUGGACUACUAGCGAAGGCGGGUGCAGACCCGACAAUCAAGAACCGCGACGGCAAGACGGCGUUCGAUCUGGCCGGAGACCGAGCGACACGGGAUGCGUUCCGGGUGGCCCGCGACGAGCUGGGCGAGGCCAAGUGGGACUGGGAGGCGGCGCGGGUGCCGCCGGCCAUGAAGCGGGACGAAGCCGAGCGGCGUGACGAGCGCGAGCGCCAGGAGAGCGACAAGAAGGAGGCCGAGCGCCGGCGGGCCGAGGAGGCGCGGCUGCAGCGCGAGGGGCCCCAGGUCGGCGCGGCGGGCGGCAAGCCCCGGACCAAGGGCGUGCUGGGCGGCGCGCCGCCCAAGACGGCCCAGGAGAAGCGCGAGGACGAGGCCCGCGGCCUGACCCCCGAGCAGCGCAUGAAGCUGGACCGCGAGCGCCGGGCCCGCGCCGCCGAGGACCGCCUGCGCCGGAUGCAGGCCGGGUCGGGAUAG